Drepanopeziza brunnea f. sp. 'multigermtubi' MB_m1 is the source of this 1827-nucleotide messenger RNA. RefSeq lists its product as uncharacterized. The record is from RefSeq and is a predicted model, not a curated record. NCBI's taxonomy places the organism in Eukaryota, Fungi, Ascomycota, Leotiomycetes, Helotiales, Drepanopezizaceae.
AUGGCGCCAUCGACGCCUCUCCCGUUCUCUUCGGACUUCAGAUCCGCAGACGAGUACGUGGACUCCCUCCUCCAGUUUUCUGCGGCCUCGACUAUCUUCCAGACCCUCUGUGGAGGUGUCCAUAUCCUCGAUUUCUUCACCCGAGAGCCCAGUCUCUACCACACCGUCAUCCCCGCCGAAUGGAGGGAGUGGCUACUGGCACGUGACUCGAUGAAUCUUCUCGAUUUCCUCAUGCGAGAUGAUCUGGCAAAGGGCAGGGACGAUGACCCGCCCGAGAGCUUGGUCAACUACAUCAGGGAUAUCAGAAAGCACUCGUUGCAGAGGGAAGUUCCGCCCGAGAGGCAGCGGGGGGGGACGAAGUUGCCGCGGCAUGUCGCCGUGGGUAUGAUCCCGAAGAAGAUUCACGAGGUCGGCAACUUUGCGGACUACGUUGUCAGAGUUGCGGAGUCUGUGCAUGAGAAGACUGGGAAGGGUAUCACGCACUAUGUCGACUUUGGAAGUGGGCAAAACUACCUCGGACGGACGCUGGCCAGCCCGCCGUACAACAAGCAUAUUGUUGCGGUGGAGUCCAAGGAGCUCAAUAUCAACGGCGCGAAAAAUAUGGACGUGCUGGCAGGGGUCGCUGAGAGGGAGGUGGUGAUGCGGAACAAGAAGGUGUAUCGGAUGGUGCAGGAUAGUAUGACACCUGCUGAACAGAUGAGCGACAAGGCCUUGCGGAGGGUGGCAAAGCCACAGAAAGCACCGCCGAUGAAUACGGUUGAUCUGAGACCCAGCAAGGACUUGGCUACGAUAUAUACCCCUGCUGACGGGAAGGGGUAUAUCCAGUACGUCGAGCAUGUCGUGCAGGAUGGGGACCUGUCGGACGUCGUGGAGCAGAUUGGGAAGAUGAAGAUAGCUGCGCCGACCGGACAGCUCCAAGUCGUCAAUGCAGAUGCCGAGAAUCCCAAAUUACCCGAGGUCAUCGAGGAUAUCACAAAUUCCAAGGACGAGGAGACUCGUCUGAUGGCCAUCUCUAUCCAUUCUUGCGGUAAUCUCUCUCACCACGGAAUCCGCUCACUGUUGCUCAACCCUUCAGUGCACGCUAUUGCCAUCGUGGGCUGCUGUUACAAUCUAUUGACAGAACGCCUCGGCCCCCCGACUCUCAAACUUCCCUUGCUUCGUCCAAACCUCCGUGCGAUCAAUGGGACCGGUCCAUUUCAAAAGGCUACAUCUUGCGAUCCUCAUGGGUAUCCGAUGAGCGAGAAGGUGGCGACCUACAAUGGCGAUGGCGCACGGCUCAACAUCACUGCACGCAUGAUGGCCGUCCAAGCCCCUUUGAACUGGACCGAGAAGGAAAGCGAUGCCUUCUUCACACGGCAUUUCUACCGGGCGCUUCUGCAGAAAGUCUUCCUCGACUUUGGUGUCGUCAAAAAGCUACGGGCAAAUCAGGAAGAUGGCGAACCAUCCAACAAUCUCGAAAGCACAGAGCCCGUCAUCGUGGGCUCUCUCCGCAAAGGCUGCUACGGUUCCUUCAAGUCCUACGUGAGAGGUGCACUCGAGAAGCUGGCGAGCGAUCCCGUGCGAGACGGUAAGAUCAACGAGCAGAUGAGAGGGAUCACGGACGAGCAGAUUGAAGAGUACGCCGCGAGGUACGGGAAGCUCAAGCGGGAAUUGAGCGUCAGCUGGAGUCUGAUGGCCUUCAGUGCGGGUGUGGCCGAGAGCCUGAUCGUGACGGAUCGAUGGCUUUGGUUGAAGGAGCAGCAGGGUGUCAGUGAUGCGUGGGUCGAGGCCGUCUUUGAAUAUGGGCUGAGCCCUAGGAAUCUCGUCGUGGUCGGGAUCAAGGCGUGA